Molecule: messenger RNA, 2315 nt
Organism: Pogonomyrmex barbatus (red harvester ant)
Lineage: Eukaryota; Metazoa; Arthropoda; Insecta; Hymenoptera; Formicidae
Product: luciferin 4-monooxygenase-like
Molecular function (GO): CoA-ligase activity
Source: RefSeq, a predicted model, not a curated record
UAGAUAAUACAGCGAUAGUAUGAAGAACGGCCUCAACUUAGUCGGUUUUAUGAGUUUCAAUUUUUUGCGUAAUUACAAAAUAUUAAGUGCAUCUCUACGUCCGUAAUUAGUAGAUUUCACGAUGAGCUUAAAAGAUAGGGAUACCAUCGAGGAGGACGAUCUAACGUUCAGAAUAGAGAACGACAUUUUGAUCGGAAAGGAAGUAGCGAUUCACAAGGAUUGCACGAAUGUCGGUGCGUUGGUGUUGGAGAAGAUGCGAAGCCGACCGGAAUUCGUCGCGCAAGUGGAGGCGGUUACCGGCGCGGAGACCACUUUUGCAGAAAUGACGGAGAAAAGCGUGAAAUGCGCGCUUUGGUUGAGAGAGCAGGCCGUUCAACCGGGCGACAUAAUCGGCAUUUGCACUCACAAUCACUUGGAAUCAUACGUACCGCUGCUGGCGGCACUCUACGUCGGCGCCAUUAGCAAUCCGUGGGACAAUGAACUUUCCCCAACAACCGCGCGUUACUUCCUCUCGCUGACGAGACCGAGAAUAGUAUUUGUGGACGCCCCCUCGGCCGAGUGCUUGGCGCAGGUCGUCAAAGAAGACGAUCUAAACACCAGGCUGGUGGUGUUUGGCGAACUGGCGGGAUUCGAGGGCGCGUCUCUGAUGAGUGUGCUGCGUUCUCAGGACGCCGCGGGGAUCGAUAGAUUCGAAUGCGCGAGGCUGACCAGCCCCGAUCAGGUCGCGACGAUCGUUUGCUCGUCGGGCACGAGCGGCCUUCCGAAGGGCACCGAGAUCAGCCACGCGUCCAUGAUCAAUUACAUGGCUCACGUCAAGAUCCAUGACCUUAAAGGACACGUGUCCAUGUGGACACCUUCCAUGCGCUGGUACUGCGGUCUAUUCAUCAUUAUCAAGGCUAUUCUUGAUUGCUCGAAGAGAGUCAUAAUUCCGGACUGCGACAACGACGAGGAGAUGUGUCGCUUCAUCGAGAAGUACGAGGUAUCCUGGUUUAGAUGCGAUUCCUGCUUCCCCAUUCGGCUGGUAAAGUUCGACAUAUUAAGCAAGUACCGACUACCAACAUUGAAAAUCCUUUUGUUUGGCGGCGCGCAUUUCCGGGGAGAGUUGCAGCAGACUCUGGUGAAACUUUUGCCGCAUACCAGUGUCAUACUGAGCUACGGAAUGACAGAUUACGGUGGAUUAUGCGCCCGUCAGACGAGACGCAGUAAACCAGGCAGUUGUGGAUUUGUGUGUGAAACAGGACGGUUGAAAGUGGUCGAUCCCGACACGGGAAAGAUCUUGGGGGUCAACAAAACCGGAGAAAUAUGGGCCAAAUCGUCAUACAUGAUGAAUGGAUAUUACAACAAUCCCGAGGCUACAAAGAACGCUCUCGAUUCGGACGGAUGGUUGCAUACUGGCGAUCUUGGUUAUUACGACGACGACGGUGAAAUCUUUCUCGUUGAUAGAAUAUCAGAAUUCAUCAACUACAGAGCCAUCAAGAUAUCGCCUGCGGAAAUCGAAGCCUUGAUUCAACAACAUCCCGCAGUCCUCGAAGUCGCGGUGGUGGCAGUGCCACAUGCCGUCGAAGAGGAACACGCUAUGGCUUUUAUCGCCAAAGUGCCUGGCAAAGAAACGACGGAGCUCGACAUAACCGACUUGGUGAAGCGGAACAUGCCAUGGUACUGCAGAUUGCAUGCGGGAGUUAAAUUCAUGCAAAGGCUUCCUCGCACGGCCACGGGGAAGAUCGCUAAGAAGGAGCUCAAGCAGAUCGCUAAAAGCUACGCGAUGAAUUAAAAUGUCAUUACAAUUGUUUAUUUCACAUAUUUAUGUAACAUAUAUAUUGUUCUAUUAAUCGUUUCGUAGUAGUAGUUAUGUUUCUUCAGUAUUCCAUUUAUUUAAAAAUUUUUAAUCUUUCUACACAACGUUCUACAGUAUAUAACAUAAUAAUAUGCAAUGUAGUGCAUAAUGUAAAAAUUCUCUCUAUGUACAUCUCUUGUUUUUAAUAAAUUAAUUUAAUGGAACCAAUGUGUUAUAGAGAAUCACACUUUAUCAAAUUUAUAGAGCGAAGUAUCGUUUUAUCGCGUACUCGUGGCUCAUGCGUAUUUGUUAGGUGAUUAUCGAUGAAAUAUGAUAUUACGAUAGUGUUCUGAUACUUUGGGAUCGCUACACAUAGAUUUAUGAUAAACCAAUUAAUAAAGCAAUAUCGGAUAAACGAUUUCAAUAGAAAUAAACGAUUGCCUAUAGGUGAUAUAAAUUGACUGCUAUUCAUCAUAUAUUGUAAGCAUAUAAAACGCUAUCGACAAAUAAGGAUAAUUAAAAUAGAAUAAAACUUGAAAAA